CGAGAUUCCGCUCACUACAGGCCAAUUGACUGGGAAGAAGGCUUCUACAAAGCUUGAUCCAGCUUGUCUGGGUCCAGCAAGUCGAGUCCUGUCCGCGUCUACAAAGUUCCUCUCUACGCUCCUUUGUCAACUUUCACACAUUGGCUGUUUUCAUCUCAUCCAAUAUCACUUGCCGGCGAUUGGACGCCAAUGUUGCUGACCUGGUUUCAAUCCACUCCGUCAACACUCUCUGGAUCUGACAACUGAGUCGAUUGUUUUCUUUUCACGUCUUUCGCUUGAGCUGUGAACAAUCAUUAUCGAGACCCUACACCAAUUUGCAACAUGGGGCGCCUCAGCUAUCCUCCCCAGGUGGAUAGCCCCUCAAGACAACUCCUUCUCGAUCUCACGCGCGACCUCGAGCAACUGAAGAUUCACAAUACGGAACUAAAGAAAGUCAAAGCCUACGAGCGUCGCUCCUUCUACGAAAGCCUCGAUCGUCUGGACAGCGAGCGCGAAGUCCAGCAUAACGCGGCCCUUGACAAAGUCGCGCAGUUACAUGACCAGGUGUUAGAAGAAGCUGAAGAGACGCUACGCGCCCAUCAACGAGCAGUUGAGGAGGAGAUUCGUCGGAAGGAGAAAGAGGCGCGACGAGAGGCGGAACGUCUGGAGAAGGAGAGACAGGAAAAACAGCGACGGGAGCAAGAGGAGGCUGCCCGUCGAGAAGCCGAGCGCAAGGCUGCCGAGGAGGCCCGAAAGAAGGCAGAGGAGGAAGCAGAGCGCAAGAGGCUAGCGGCACAAGAGGAACAGGAGCGCAAGGAACGGGAACGACGCGCGGAGGAGGAGCGCAAAAAACAAGAAGAGGCAAGGAAGGCGGAACAAGAGGCUGCAGAGCGUCGGGCAGCAGAGGCACAGGAGGCUCAGGCAGAGAGGCAACGCCGGGUCGGUGGAGGCCGCUUGACGGAAGAUGAAGUCAAGAUUCACACCCGUUAUGUGGAACUUCACCAGCACUUGAAGAAGUUCCGGCAAUACCUCAGGAAUGAAAGCAAGACGAAUCCAGUCGUGAAGCAGAACAUGGGUGAUAUUCGGCGAUCCAUCCAGAAGUGUGUUGGACAGCUCCGUGAGACUAAGGGAGGCAACAAAACACAGAUUCAGGAAAUUCGGACAACGCUCGAAAAAGCCUCCUCUAUCGCCGAACCGUCGGUGGAUGUGCGCCAAUUCAUGGCUUUCCCUCCGGCUGAAAUCGCCAACUCCGACGAUAACAAGGUCCCCGCGCUACUGAUUUACGCCCUCAACAUCUUUUCCAAAGCCCUCAUUGCUGGCCUCCUCCAGGAAGCCGGAAUCAACAUUGGACAUGCAGAGCCGAUCGGCAUUGUGGCCGCACAGAUUUUCUCGCUGGACGCUUUCGUCUACAAGGGCCACCACAUGGUGGACAUCCUCUUGGCGAAAUACCGUGUCUUUUGCCCGGCGCUGUGGGGAUUUUGCGGCAGCGAACAAACCGAAGGCGGGCGACGUGCCGUGGGUUGGCGGCGGGAUGGGCCGGACGGGCCUUGGCUCAGUGAACAAGCCCAUGCCGAACGCAUGACUGCUCUCGGGGCCGGCUAUGCCGCCCUCACCCUGCGCAAUUUCGGCAAAACCACGCGCAAGAACCCCUUCCCUAACACCAUGUUCUGGCAAUCGAUGCACAAGAUCCUGUCCAUCCCCGUCGACCAGAUCCAAGAUACUCAUAUCACCCUCUUGACAGCUAUGCUCAAGACCUCCGCCGAGCGGGUCGUGGGUUUCUUUGGACACGUUGGACUGGCCUUAAUGAGACUGGCGAUAGUUGACCUUCCCAGCCAGCUUCCUAAGGAGACCAUGAGUGUGAAACAGUUGAAACUACUCAAGAAUCUCUACCAGCGAGAAAAGAACAUCAUCAUAUGAGCGACGGAAAGCUCAAGGAAAUCUUCCAGCGACCUACAAGCUUCUUUGUUGGAAAAGUGUAGGUUACACACAGCCGGGGCUGUCAGUUUCCAUCGACUACUGAUGCU
This is a messenger RNA of Aspergillus aculeatinus CBS 121060, 2003 nucleotides long. Its product is annotated as putative RNA export mediator Gle1. NCBI's taxonomy places the organism in Eukaryota, Fungi, Ascomycota, Eurotiomycetes, Eurotiales, Aspergillaceae. Gene Ontology annotation, biological process: poly(A)+ mRNA export from nucleus; regulation of translational termination; regulation of translational initiation. Gene Ontology annotation, molecular function: phospholipid binding; inositol hexakisphosphate binding; translation initiation factor binding. The record is from RefSeq and is a predicted model, not a curated record. The transcript has 3 exons. Gene Ontology annotation, cellular component: nuclear pore cytoplasmic filaments; nuclear pore; cytoplasm. Bases 322 to 1896 code for a protein of 524 amino acids.